AUGGGUGAAGGCGCAGCCGAACCUAGCCGAACUUUCAAACAUCGGGUAACGCUCACGUCGAAAGGAACUUCCUUCCUUGACUGCGCUGACAUGGGUGAUGCCCAACCCAAACGCAUAACCAUCGUAUACGCCCAACGUGUUGAUCCUGUCGGCCUAACUUCACUGGCUUUCGACGCGUAUUUACCAACCGGGACAUCAGCGGUCGACGUAUCAACGAACGGGGAGAUAGUUCUUCCUGCAGUUGUCUACUUCCAUGGAGGUGGUCUUACUGUUGGAAACAGAGAUAGCUGGUUCCCGACGUGGCUGCAAAAACGCGUCCUUUCUCUGGGGUUUAUAUUCAUCUCUGCCGACUAUGAGUUGAUACCACCGUCUAAUGGACACAAUAUCGCGAAGAACCUACAGGAUCUCUUCUGUUUUCUCUCGCGAAACGCAAUCAAGAGUGAAGGUCGAGCUUUCCACGUAGACACAGAGCGAAUCACAGUUUCUGGAUCCAGCGCAGGUGGACUUUGUGCAUAUCUGGCCGCGAUCCACUGUUCGCCUAAGCCCAAAGCUAUCGUGAGUAUGUAUGGUAUGGGUGGAGACUUUCUUACACCCCAUUAUCUUCGUUCAAAGACUGAAGUCUUCUUUCGUGGCCGCGAGCUCCUCAACCCAGUUGAUUUUGCUGAAUACAUGCACCCUUUCCAGCUAGAGAAGCUACCCAGGAUCGCGGACUCCCCUCUGGUUUACCACCCACCAUCUUAUCAUAUUCCCGGCUAUCCUGCAAAUCCGCGAAUGCUACUCGCUCGACUUUACCUCCAACUUGGCAUAUUUCUCGACUAUUACACCGCAAGGCACGAACCCAGCCUGAGCAGCACUCUCCGUUCUCUCCUCGGUGGUGAUAUCGACGCGUUACGACAGGCCGUUCCGGAAGAAUGCCGGAGUCUCUUCCCCCAGUUUUGUGUAGAUAAGGGUUGGCCUCCAACAAUGCUCUUGCAUGGAACCAACGAUACAGCGGUAUCUGUCGAGGAGUCUCGUAACCUCAGAUCCAUGUUGGAAAACCUCGGCGUUGCUGUGCAAUUGACUGAGUUCGAGGGCAAGGAGCACUCGUUUGACUACGAACCCGGUGCUGAAGAUAUCUGGAAGGACCAUUUUGACAAUGUCAACCAUUUCAUCGGUAGAUUUUUGAAGGCGAGUAGCUAG
Molecule: messenger RNA, 1179 nt
Organism: Cyclocybe aegerita
Lineage: Eukaryota; Fungi; Basidiomycota; Agaricomycetes; Agaricales; Hemipholiotaceae
Source: the annotation of a GenBank genome assembly